UUACGAACAACAGUUCCCACACGUAGCUCCGUCCGAAAUAAUUAGCUGAAGCCAUAGCCUAGGAGGAUAUUCAGCUGAAGAAAAUAACAUCCAUCUCAUCGGCAAAGGGCAAAAACAAGGAAGGGGCAGGAAAAAAUCAGGUUAGAAGAGAUGAACGCGAGAGCUGAAAUCACUGCUUUUUUGGUAUUGGCAAUCGGUUGCAGUUUGGUUGCUGGAGAUGCCAUUACAGAUCAAUGUGUGAAUGAGUUUCCAAAGCUGUCGACGUGCCUAAACUUUGCAACCGGGAAGCAGGACACCCCGACGAAAGAGUGUUGCACUUCGGUGUCGGACCUCAAGAACAAGAACCCGGUUUGUUUGUGCUACAUUAUUCAACAGAUCCACAGUGGAAGCGAUCCUCAGAUCAAGAACAUGGGCAUUCAAGAAGCUCGCUUGCUUCAGCUGCCUUCUGCUUGCAAGUUGACUAACGCCAGCACCAGCGAAUGCCCCAAGCUGCUCCACCUAUCUCCAAGUUCUCCUGAUGCUGCCAUCUUCGCAAACUCGACUGCUUCAACAACCCCAAGUACUGCAACACCAGACAAAUCCACACCAACAAAAUCUAAUGCUGGCUCAACUACAUUCAAGAACGGACCUCAACUAGCCGGACCUGCUUUGGCUAUUGUCGUGGCCAUCUUCUUCUCUUCAUUUCCAACUGGCCUAGCGCUCAUGUCUUCAUGUUCUACAUAAGCACUUAGGAAGUUAGCUGCCGCGACACCCUAGCUUUUGCUGUUACUUUCUUGGAGACUCUUUUUUUUUUUUGUUUGGGGGUUCGUCUCUCUCAUCUUUCAUUUUGUCCAGGGCAAUUAGUUGCUGCUGCUAGCUCGAACUUUUCCUAAGAGAUGGCCUAUCUAUUGAUAUUUUGGUACAUGCCUUUUUUUUUU
Coffea eugenioides is the source of this 917-nucleotide messenger RNA. RefSeq names its product non-specific lipid transfer protein GPI-anchored 1. The coding region runs from base 151 to 723 and encodes 190 amino acids. The transcript has 2 exons. The record is from RefSeq and is a predicted model, not a curated record. NCBI's taxonomy places the organism in Eukaryota, Viridiplantae, Streptophyta, Magnoliopsida, Gentianales, Rubiaceae.